Cephus cinctus (wheat stem sawfly) is the source of this 1382-nucleotide messenger RNA. Its product is annotated as nicotinamidase. Gene Ontology annotation, molecular function: calcium ion binding. The coding region runs from base 149 to 1156 and encodes 335 amino acids. Lineage: Eukaryota; Metazoa; Arthropoda; Insecta; Hymenoptera; Cephidae. The record is from RefSeq and is a predicted model, not a curated record. The transcript has 3 exons.
AAUGAAAGAGUCUAACAAUAUAUCUAACACUACAGUAUUUCGUAUUAUUAACGUUCAAAAAAAAGUCUCAUAUAUAAGCCGAUGUGAACAAUGAUGCGAAUAUUGAUUAAACAGAAUUCGUGGAUACAGAAAGCGGCAGUCGACGGCGAUGGACGCGUGCUUCACGGCUUUCGAUAAGGACGAGGAUGGAUUUUUAUCCAUCCUGGAAUUUGAAUUAAUUUGUCGUGCACUUUUUCGUAACGACCGCGGCAAGAUCUACGGCCUGGAGGAGGAACAAUUAAGAGAGAUCUACGCCAUCUUCGACACAAAAGGCGACGGGCUCCUCGAUCGUGAGGAAUUCGAGUUGUGCUGGAAUCGCUGGAUAAAAGUCUGCACCAGACCAAGAAGCGCAUUCCUGAUCGUGGACGUUCAAAAUGAUUUCAUAUCCGGUUCGUUAAACAUAAAGCAAUGUGCGGCGCAGCACGAUGGUUCAGAAGUGAUAGAACCGAUAAAUCGUCUCUUGGAAUCUGUACCCUUUGACGCGGUAUUUUAUUCACUUGAUUGGCACCCCAUUGACCACGUAUCCUUCAUCGAUAAUAUACAUCUGAGAGAAGUGGAUGCUUCGAGUGGUGUACCAAAGGAAUCAGCCCGCGUCUAUGACACAGUAACAUUCCGUGGGCCGCCAUUGAUAAAGCAACGUCUGUGGCCUCGUCACUGCGUCCAGGAUUCAUGGGGCGCCGAACUUCACAAGGAUCUUAAGGUCGUAGACAAUGCCGUCAAGAUAUAUAAGGGUACAAAUCCAGAGGUGGACUCUUACUCUGUUUUCUGGGAUAAUAAAAAGCUAACAGAAACCACACUGUCCUCGCAGCUGCAAUCUAAGGGGGCUACGGAUAUUUAUAUUUGCGGUUUGGCUUAUGACGUUUGCGUUGGUGCUACCGCCGUGGACGCUCUAGCCAGUGGAUAUCGCACUAUCCUCAUUGACGAUUGCAGCCGCGGGGUUGACCUUGUGGAUAUUGAAAAAACGAAGGCGACAGUUAUUGCAAAUAAUGGCGUGAUAGUCAAUUCUAGUCAGGUGAAGGCCAUGGUCGAAGGAAGGGAUCGAAGGCCGGAACUUGGCUAUAAACUUGCUUUAGAGAUUAAACAGAAGUUGAGUAGUAAUGAUGACGAUAGUAAUUAAUUUCUGUUGUUUCCUGAAUGUUAUAAAUGUAUUGUUCUGUCCUAACCAUCUGAUUAUAAUUAAGCAUGUAGAAGUCAAUUAAAUUGAUGGAAUCGAUAUAUAAUAUAGCUCAUACGAAUUUUAUUUUUUACUCAUUAUUCAAUAUACAAGCUACGUUAAUUACCUCCAGAUGUUAUUAAAAGCAAAGUUCAAAAUACAAUAAUACAUUAUAAUAUUUAAAAGUCGA